AUGUACAACCGACCCAAAGUUUUCCGCUUUGAGCCCUCGAGCUCGUGUAUAUUUUCGGGUCUCGGGCUCAAAGAUCUCCGCUCUACUUCACCCCUUGUCUUUGAAUCAUGUACUUUAGAAGACGAUGGACAAUAG
This is a messenger RNA of Colletotrichum orchidophilum, 135 nucleotides long. RefSeq lists its product as uncharacterized. The record is from RefSeq and is a predicted model, not a curated record. The transcript has a single exon. Bases 1 to 135 code for a protein of 44 amino acids. NCBI's taxonomy places the organism in Eukaryota, Fungi, Ascomycota, Sordariomycetes, Glomerellales, Glomerellaceae.